GGAAGGGCGCAUGGCCAGUCGGGCAGUUUUGGAGAGUCUUGCUCAAAAAAUAGUUUACGUCUUUUUUAAUAAGUAAAACUACCGUAGAGGAUGGAUAGUAAAGGCCGCAAUGUUAUUGUUUGUGAUAAUGGAACCGGAUUUGUGAAGUGCGGAUAUGCCGGAAGCAAUUUUCCAGCCCACAUCUUCCCCUCGAUGGUCGGGAGGCCCAUUAUCAGGGCGGUGAACAAAAUAGGAGACAUAGAAGUGAAGGACGUGGGUUCAACGUACCUUCCCGACCUCAUGGUGGGCGAUGAGGCGAGUCAAUUGCGUUCGCUGCUGGAAGUGUCGUAUCCGAUGGAGAAUGGCGUGGUGAGGAAUUGGGAGGACAUGUGUCACGUGUGGGACUACACAUUCGGACCCAAGAAGAUGAACAUCGAUCCGACGAACACGAAAAUCCUGCUCACUGAGCCACCGAUGAAUCCUACGAAGAACCGCGAGAAGAUGAUUGAGGUGAUGUUCGAGCAGUACGGCUUCGAUUCCACCUACAUUGCCAUUCAGGCGGUGCUCACGCUGUACGCCCAGGGCCUUAUCUCGGGCGUGGUGAUCGACUCGGGCGAUGGCGUGACGCACAUCUGUCCCGUGUACGAGGAGUUUGCGCUGCCGCAUCUCACGCGCCGCCUGGACAUUGCCGGGCGCGAUAUCACACGAUAUCUCAUCAAAUUGCUACUGCUGCGAGGAUAUGCCUUCAAUCACUCGGCUGACUUUGAGACUGUGCGGAUGAUGAAGGAGAAGCUGUGCUACAUCGGAUAUGACAUCGAGAUGGAGCAACGUCUGGCGCUAGAGACGACUGUGCUGGUUGAAUCCUACACACUGCCGGACGGGCGAGUGAUCAAGGUGGGCGGAGAGCGCUUUGAGGCACCCGAAGCCCUCUUCCAGCCGCACCUCAUCAACGUCGAGGGUCAGGGCAUCGCGGAAUUGGUGUUCUCCACCAUACAAGCGGCGGAUAUUGACAUGCGAUCAGAGCUUUACAAGCACAUUGUCCUGUCUGGCGGCUCGACCAUGUAUCCUGGGCUGCCCAGUCGCCUGGAGCGCGAGAUCAAGCAGCUCUAUCUCGAGAGAGUCCUCAAGAAUGACAUUGACAAGCUUUCUAAAUUUAAAAUUCGGAUCGAAGAUCCACCGAGGCGAAAAGACAUGGUCUUCAUUGGCGGCGCCGUUUUGGCGGAUGUGACAAAGGACAGGGAUGUUUUCUGGAUGUCGAAGCAGGAGUACCAGGAACAGGGCCUAAAUGUCCUCAAGAAGCUGAGCAAAAAGCAGUGAAUGUCGCGAAAUCGCCGCAAUUUUCUCCUCUUCCGCCAACUUCAUCUUCGCUUAACGUAUUUCUUCAGCAUAAUUUCAGUGGCAUUUUCAGUCUAUUUGCAAGAGAAGAAGUUUAUAAUAAAGUAUAAAAAAUUUGUUAUUUAUUUCCAGUGAAAGAGAAAUCAAGGAUAAAACCAAGCAAAGAACAAUAUUGUAAAGAAAAUAUUUACUGUAAAAUCAUUCCGACUGGGAAGACUAUUGUAAGAUUUUAAUUUUAAAUAAAAGUGUAUUAAAUAAAUUAA
Molecule: messenger RNA, 1577 nt
Organism: Phlebotomus argentipes
Lineage: Eukaryota; Metazoa; Arthropoda; Insecta; Diptera; Psychodidae
Gene: Arp2
Product: actin-related protein 2
Exons: 6
Coding region: 91-1296 (401 amino acids)
Biological process (GO): Arp2/3 complex-mediated actin nucleation
Cellular component (GO): Arp2/3 protein complex; actin cortical patch
Molecular function (GO): actin filament binding
Source: RefSeq, a predicted model, not a curated record